AUGGCCCCACAAGCUCCUCAAAAGCUCAGCGGACGCGGCAAGCGUCUCACCCCUCAACUGACCUGGACCCAGGAGAUGAGGAUUACCUUGGAUAUUCUGCAAAAGGACUCAUCACUGACCUGGGAACUGCGGUCCAAGGUCUUCAAUCAUAUCUGGCAGCAACACAUCCAGGCAUGCGGGUUCGUCGACACAGUGCCUUGCAAAACGCUGCAGUCUCAAUGCAAUCCGUCCGAGAAGAAGAAGAAUCAGCAGUGGAUCAAGCUGGCUGCUGGCCCCAAGACCAACGAAGAACGGGCCAAGUUCUCUCAAAUCGAAGCUCAAGUUAGAGCCCUGACGAGAGACUUCGAAGCCGGCCACGACAACCGGCAAGACGAUCCAUCCGAAAUCCGUGUAUAUCCAGCACCGGUGACUGCGAUUACUCCGCAAGGCUUCUCACCGCACCGACAGACUGAUGAACGCCCAGCAUCAGCAUAUUCGGCAACAUCAACGGGCUCCAAGGCCCAUGUGCUGCAACCAGCACCAAGGUCGAAUGCCGACGACAGCCAAGUAACAAGCUCUGAACACUUUCAGCCACUGAGCAAGCGGCCAGCGAUUGCGGUGUGGGAUCCCGAAGCCACCGCGCUGGAGUCAGGGGUUAGUCAGCGCGCUCCUAAGCGGCAGCGGAUGGCUGUCUCGCAUCCUCAGGUGCAGGUAUGUGUCCGACGACGGGAUUGGAGCAUGGCCUCUGAGGCGACAGUCUCUCCGGCGACCCUUCUCGCGUCGCCCUCGACAGCCUCUCGUUCGUCUCAAAUUCGAAACCCCAAAGUCGCUACCCCCAAAAGGCCGUACCAUCGGCCUUACGACAUCAUCAGGGGAUGCAAGCCCCUGAGUCUCACCGAGGAGCAACAUAGACGCUCACAACAAGAUUUGAUUCCUGUGCCGGAAGAACUCGCGCAUGCGCCCUUGACGCCACUUCUCUAUCGGUACUGGGUGCCUCGCCCUGCUGAGGAUGGACGCUGUGUGAACAGUGAGACCGGCUUCGGUGAGUCUCCUGCCAGGAGCGAGGCAUUUCCUCAUGUCUGAAGGGACUGCUUACGUUCUACACUUGAAUUUUAGUGGCCGGGAGGUACGCUCACUGUGUACGGAUGUACCAGCCUCCGCGACAUCCGGAUUGGACGGAUAUUUUGAACCACAUCGGACGAAGGCCGCAUCCUAGUCCGUACAUUUCCGUGUCGAAUGCAUUCUUCUGGGUCUUACGCAAUGCGCUCAAGGAAGCCAACAAGCAGAAUGAGAAAGGCGAGAUGGCGGAUGUACACAUCGCCAUCAUUGAUGCCAGGCGCCUGGACAAGCGUUCCGUCUUCUACGUGCCUCCCUUUCACACGGAGACCAAGAAGAAGUUCGGCCAUUAUGACGGAGCGUGGAAUUACAGCGGCACCCAUGAGUUUCUUGUCGAGAGAGAGAUCCCAGGAAGCGCCAUUAUCCGCACCGUCAGGGUCCGUGACCUCGUGCGCCUGGCAAGGGGCAAUCCAGUGCUGGAGCAAGCUCUCGCGUUGCAACUACUGACAAAGCACAUGGCCUUCCAAACGAGCCUUUUGCCGACUCUCCGACGACGAGAAAUCGGUAUGACGGUGCCCAUCGUUCGGGGCAUCGCAUCGCUGAUCGAUUUCAUGGGCUGCAGAGACAUGGACCAGAUCUCGCAUGUCGUAGCGGAUAUCGUACAGGGCUGGGCAAUACAGCUGGAGUGGCGGUCCACGACGGAAUGGGCGCAGCUUGCCAGCGUGUUCGCGGAAUCUCUGCCCGGGAGCAGUGGACAGCAAGCGCAGCCAGCACGGCUCGGGUUCCUCGACGGCUUACGAUGGGGUUGCUCGAAGCAUUUCAACACGGGACAUAGCGCCAGUCGUGUUCGGAAGAUGCAGAAGCAAGCGCGAAAAGUUGGUCUUGAGGAUCCGAUGAAGAUUCUCCUGGACGAGCUCGACGCUGCGAAGAUUCGGGUGAGACUGCUGGGGGCCGAACAGGCGCGCGUGAUCCAGGACAGUGAGACGCGGACACGGAGGCAGCAGCGUGUGGUGAUGGGCCAUGCCGUCGACGAGUACGAAGCUGAAGAUGACGAUGACGAAGACACGAUCCAGGUGCGCCGGCCGCGCCAUGACCAUGUUGGCGAGGAGGACGAUGAGUUGGACGACGAUGUUUUCGAGAUGGGCGAGGACGGGCUUGUCCUUUGA
Molecule: messenger RNA, 2201 nt
Organism: Lecanosticta acicola
Lineage: Eukaryota; Fungi; Ascomycota; Dothideomycetes; Mycosphaerellales; Mycosphaerellaceae
Source: the annotation of a GenBank genome assembly